CUUCUGGAAACUCGCUCCUUUCCGCUAGCGUCCUAAGCCAACCUCGCUGUCUUGUCUCCCGGCAAGCGGUAGUCUUUCCCUUUACUGGCUGUGUUUUGUCACCAUGACUGCCGUGAAAGCGCUGAACCCAAAAGCCGAGGUGGCGAGGGCCCAGGCCGCCUUGGCUGUGAAUAUUAGUGCUGCCCGCGGACUUCAGGAUGUGUUGAAGAGUAAUCUGGGACCAAAGGGGACCAUGAAAAUGCUCGUGUCUGGUGCCGGGGACAUCAAGCUGACAAAAGACGGUAAUGUCUUGUUGCACGAAAUGCAAAUCCAGCACCCGACAGCAUCACUGAUCGCCAAGGUGGCCACAGCGCAGGAUGACAUCACAGGAGAUGGGACCACCUCCAAUGUCCUAAUCAUUGGGGAGCUCUUGAAACAGGCUGACCUGUACGUGUCAGAGGGCCUCCACCCCAGAAUUAUAGCCGAGGGCUUUGAGGCAGCGAAGGAGAAGGCCUUGGAGGUACUAGAGGAGAUGAAGGUGACACGGGAGAUGGACAGAGAAACACUCAUCCACGUAGCACGCACCUCCCUCAGAACCAAGGUCCACAAAGAGCUUGCUGACCUACUCACCGAGGCUGUAGUAGAUGCUGUGCUGGCCAUCGCUAAACCCAACGAGCCCAUCGACCUGUUCAUGGUGGAGAUCAUGGAAAUGAGGCACAAGACAGACAGUGACACACAGCUAAUCAGGGGACUGGUGCUGGACCACGGGGCCAGGCACCCAGACAUGAAGAAGCGUGUGGAGGACGCCUACGUGCUGACCUGCAACGUGUCCCUGGAGUACGAGAAGACCGAGGUCAACUCAGGCUUCUUCUACAAGAGUGCGGACGAGAGGGAUAAGCUGGUGUCGGCUGAGAGGAAGUUUAUCGAGGAGCGCGUGCAGAAGAUCAUCGCUCUGAAGAACUCCGUGUGUCCUAACGGGGAGAAAAGCUUUGUCGUCAUAAACCAGAAGGGAAUUGAUCCGUACUCCCUGGAUACUUUGGCCAAGGACGGCAUUGUAGCGCUGCGCAGAGCCAAGAGGAGGAACAUGGAGAGACUCACUCUGGCCUGUGGAGGUAUUCCUAUGAACUCUGUGGACGACCUCACUCCUGAAUGCCUAGGCCACGCAGGCCUGGUGUACGAACACACACUGGGAGAGGAGAAGUUCACAUUCAUUGAGAAGUGUGGGAACCCUCGCUCAGUGACCCUGCUGGUGAAGGGCCCCAACAAGCACACCCUCACACAGAUCAAAGAUGCCGUCAGGGACGGCCUGAGAGCAGUCAAGAACGCCAUUGAGGAUGGAAGUGUGGUGCCUGGAGCAGGUGCCUUUGAGGUGGCUGUGGCUGAUGCUUUGGUGAAGCACAAGUCCAAGGUGAAGGGAAGGGCCCAGUUGGGAGUGCAGGCCUUUGCAGAUGCUCUUCUCAUUAUCCCCAAGGUUCUGGCCCAGAACUCUGGCUAUGAUGCCCAGGAGACCUUGGUGAAGCUGCAGACUGAGUACAAGGAGUCUGGACAGCUGGUAGGAGUGGAUCUCAGCUCAGGUGAGCCCAUGGUGGCUGGUGAGGCAGGUGUUUGGGACAACUACAGUGUCAAGAAACAGCUUCUGCAUUCAUGCACGGUAAUUGCCAGUAACAUCCUGCUGGUGGAUGAGAUCAUGAGGGCUGGAAUGUCUUCUCUAAAGGGUUGAAGGUCAAUGGAAGAUCCCUUCUGAUAUCUCUCCCUAAAUGCAACUCUCAACAUGGAAAAUAGCCCUGUCCAACAAAUGGAACUGUCACUGUACUGUAAUGAGCAUCAUUAUUUGUCAAAGAAACCAUUGUAAACCCCUGAAUUAUCCCUCCAAACUAUUGUUUUAUUUAUGAGAUUUCUUUUGAAGCAUGGAACUGUACCACUCAGUUUUGUUUGUACCACUCAGUUUUGUUUGUACCCAUUAAAAGUUAUCUUGGCUGAA
Messenger RNA from Hypomesus transpacificus, 1960 nucleotides. RefSeq names its product T-complex protein 1 subunit zeta-like. The record is from RefSeq and is a predicted model, not a curated record. The coding region runs from base 104 to 1699 and encodes 531 amino acids. The transcript has 13 exons. Gene Ontology annotation, molecular function: ATP binding; ATP hydrolysis activity; ATP-dependent protein folding chaperone. Gene Ontology annotation, biological process: protein folding. Gene Ontology annotation, cellular component: chaperonin-containing T-complex. NCBI's taxonomy places the organism in Eukaryota, Metazoa, Chordata, Actinopteri, Osmeriformes, Osmeridae.